This is a messenger RNA of Branchiostoma belcheri (Belcher's lancelet), 1680 nucleotides long. Its product is annotated as frizzled-2-like. Gene Ontology annotation, molecular function: Wnt receptor activity; Wnt-protein binding. The record is from RefSeq and is a predicted model, not a curated record. Gene Ontology annotation, cellular component: plasma membrane. Gene Ontology annotation, biological process: canonical Wnt signaling pathway; non-canonical Wnt signaling pathway. NCBI's taxonomy places the organism in Eukaryota, Metazoa, Chordata, Leptocardii, Amphioxiformes, Branchiostomatidae.
AUGCGGGGUUUGGUCGGAGCGGGUUGGGUCGGGUUGCUGGUGCUUUGCUGUGUGCUCCAGGGUGGAACGCUAGUCGCCAGGGCGCAGCAGUUUUCCUCCAGCUCCAGCCUAGGCCACCACGGCCGCUGCGAAGCCAUCACCAUUCCCCUUUGCACGGACAUACAGUACAACGAGACCAUCAUGCCCAAUCUGCUCAACCACCAGAAGCAGGAGGACGCCGGCUUGGAGGUACACCAGUUCUUCCCACUGGUCAAGGUACAGUGCUCGCCCGAUCUCAAGUUCUUUCUGUGCGCCAUGUAUGCGCCCGUGUGUACCGUACUCGAGGAGGCUAUCCCUCCCUGCCGAUCUCUCUGUAACAGCGCUCGUACCGGCUGCGAAGCCCUCAUGAACAAGUUCGGCUUCCAGUGGCCGGAGAGUCUGGAGUGCAGCAAGUUCCCCGUACAGGGAACGCCCGGAAAAAUCUGCGUCGGGGAAAACCGGACUGAGCAAAUCCCCACGGCGGUUCCUACGGCCAAUAACGGCAACAGCUCGGCUGUAACGGAGAAUCCGAUCCGCAAGGACUAUGGCUUCUACUGCCCCAGAGAGCUGAAAGUCUCCCCGGCCCUCGGGUAUUCCUUCCUCGGAGCUAAGGACUGCGGAGCGCCCUGCGAUUCCAUGUACUUCCGCGACGACGAGGUAGAAUUCGCCCAGGUUUGGAUUGGCAUCUGGUCAGUUCUCUGCGCCUGUAGCUGCCUCUUCACCGUCCUAACCUACCUGAUCGACCCUGGACGGUUCAGGUACCCGGAAAGACCCAUCAUCUUCCUCUCGGCCUGCUAUCUGAUGGUCUCAGUAGCCUACAUCGUCGGUUAUGCCCUGAAAGAGAAGGUUUCCUGCAUGGAGGGAGUCUGGAUGCAGGAAGGCGGCCAGAGAUAUCAGACCGUUCCAACAGUCACACAGGGCACAAAGAAAGAAGGCUGUACGAUCCUGUUCAUGAUGCUGUAUUUCUUCAGUAUGGCGUCUUCGCUGUGGUGGGUCAUCCUCACUCUCACCUGGUUCCUCGCAGCAGGCAUGAAGUGGGGACAUGAAGCUAUCGAGGCCAACUCCCAAUACUUCCACCUCGCGGCCUGGGCAGUUCCCGCAGUCAAAACCAUCGCGAUCCUCGCCAUGGGGAAGGUAGACGGAGACGUGCUGAGCGGGGUCUGCUUCGUGGGGAUUUCCGACAUCGACGCCCUUCGCGGCUUCGUCCUGGCGCCGCUGUUCCUGUAUCUCGUCAUCGGGACUCUCUUCCUGCUCGCAGGGUUUGUCUCCCUGUUCCGGAUCCGUACGAUCAUCAAGCAAGACGGCACGAAGACGGACAAGCUGGAGAAGCUGAUGAUUCGCAUCGGGGUGUUCAGCGUGCUCUACACGGUCCCCGCGACCAUCGUCAUCGCCUGCUACUUCUACGAGCAGGCGUUCCGGCGCGAGUGGGAGAGGUCGUGGGAGGUCGACAACUGCGAGAAGUUCUUCAUCCCGUGCCCUCCCGGCCCGCACGCGCGGCCGAGCGCCAACCCUGACUUUACCGUGUUCAUGAUCAAGUACCUCAUGGCGCUGAUCAUGGGGAUCACGUCCGGCAUCUGGAUCUGGACGGGGAAGACUGUGCAGGCAUGGAAAAGGUUCUACGGACAGAUAUGCUUUAGAAAACAGGACGAAACAGUCGUCUGA